AUGGCCACCACGGCCGCCAAACCCAGCGCCGUCCCGCCAAAAGACCUCGAAAGCUUCCAACAACACCUCGCCAAGUCAACGCGCAUCCUCGCCCUCUUGGGCGCAGGACUGUCGGCUUCUUCCGGCCUGCCGACGUUCAGAGGUGCUGGCGGCUUGUGGAGGACGCAUGACGCGACAUCACUAGCCACGCCGGGCGCGUUCGAGCGCGACCCAGGGCUCGUGUGGCAAUUCUACAGCUACCGACGACACAUGGCACUCCAAGCCAAGCCCAACCCCGCCCACUACGCCCUCGCAGAGCUAGCGAGGAAGAAGGACGCCUUCAUCACGCUGAGUCAGAAUGUCGACGGCCUAUCGCCCCGCGCACAGCACCCAGCUGAGAAGCUCAAGUUGCUGCACGGUUCCCUCUUCGACGUCAAGUGCUCAGAUUUCUUCUGCAACUAUGUCGAGAAGAAUAACUAUACCGAUCCCAUUGUCCCCGCUCUCGCCAUACCAACCGCCGACGACGGCUCCUCUGCACCCCUCGACCCCACUACUACAUCCGCCCGCGAACUAGACAUUGCAGAUGUCAACGUCGCCAUUCCUGAACUGGACUACAGCCACCUGCCCCACUGCCCCAAGUGUCAACGCGGCCUCCUCCGUCCCGGCGUCGUUUGGUUCGGGGAAGCCCUGCCCAAGAAGGUCAUGGAGGACGUCGAUGCCUUUGUGUCGGAUAAGGCGGGUAUCGAUCUCAUCAUGGUCAUUGGUACGAGUGCAAAGGUUUAUCCCGCCGCGGGUUACGUCGACUUGGCGCGCAGUAAAGGCGCGCGCGUGGCGAUUAUCAAUAUGGAUGCUAAUGAUGUGCCUGCGGGCGGACUGUACGACGGCGAUUGGUUUUUCCAGGGCGAUGCCGCGCAGAUUGUGCCCGAGUUGUUGAAGGGCGUUAUUGGCGAGGUUGAUAUGGAAAAAAUGGGCGAUGCUGCGGACGAGAGUUGA
Molecule: messenger RNA, 972 nt
Organism: Alternaria burnsii
Lineage: Eukaryota; Fungi; Ascomycota; Dothideomycetes; Pleosporales; Pleosporaceae
Product: dhs-like nad fad-binding domain-containing protein
Exons: 2
Coding region: 1-972 (323 amino acids)
Molecular function (GO): protein-succinyllysine desuccinylase activity; protein-malonyllysine demalonylase activity; NAD+ binding
Source: RefSeq, a predicted model, not a curated record